AUGGAGUCAUCAAGCUCAUCCCCGAAGUCGAGCCCUACUUCGAGCAUAUAUACCGUCAAACAGUCUGAAUCCACCGGCAAAACCUCGGUUGGGUCCAAAGCGUCUUCCAGCAACUCCUCUGAGAAGAAAAGCCCCCUGGCCAGGUGGAAAUCACAGCAACAUGCUUCAUUGGUUGUACCAGAUACUGCCAAUGGUAGCCUCGACACGAUCGAGGAAAAGGACGCCGAGACCGAAAUCACGCCCACGGUCGCCACUGUUGAGAAGGCUGCCGCAGCCAAGAUCUACCUUGAGACCUAUUACAAUGAGCGCCUAGCUCAGCCCAACCCACGCGAGGUGCGCCUGCGCUUGCUGGGCAGCGAACUUUGGCAUAUGGGUGCUGCAGUCCCCGAAGCUGAGAAGAAUAGACUGAGACGCCAAUUCUACCGCAAUGAGUCUGAUCAUCUGCGAGAGACGCGGGUCAUGAAGGCUCGAACCUUGAGAGCCCUCACAGAAGGGAGAGGUACGGCUUCUUCAUGCUGCAAUGACUACCAGAUCGUCAAGGCUCUGGGGAAAGGCAGCUUCGGAGUGGUCAGGCUGGUCCGAGAGAAGCUCAAGACCGGGGACAACCAGCCCAGUAGGAAGGUAUAUGCAAUGAAAGUCAUCCGCAAGUCUGGCAUGCUCCGUACAAGCCAAGAAGGUCAUCUCAGAGCCGAGAGAGACUUCCUUGUUGCCUCCGAGGGAUCCAGAUGGGUCGUACCACUGAUUGCCAGUUUCCAAGACGCCUCCAAUCUUUACUUGGUCAUGGAUUACAUGCCCGGUGGAGACUUCCUCGGCCUUCUCAUCAGAGAGAACAUUCUAAGCGAGCCGGUUGCACGCUUCUACAUUGCCGAGAUGAUUAUUUGUGUUGAAGAGGCUCACGCACUGCGCUGCAUCCACCGCGACAUCAAGCCCGACAAUUUUCUUGUGUCGGCGUCGGGACACCUGAAGAUAUCAGACUUUGGCCUGGCAUUUAACGGACACUGGUCCCAUGAUUCUUCAUACUACCAGGCCAGUCGUUACUCCAUCGUCCAGAAACUGAACCUCAAGGUCGACGGCGACGAACAAGACAAACAGGACGCUCAGACCUUGUCGCACAACGUCAAAUGGAGCUCGAACAUCAUGAUGAGCCUCAACAAGCAUGAAAAGAAGAGUUUUGGUGACGGCGAGCCUCUGUUGCAGUGGCGAAACCGAUGUGGGAUGAGGACGUCGGCCAAGUCAGUCGUGGGAACCAGCCAAUACAUGGCCCCAGAGGUGGUGCAAGGAGCCGCGUACGAUGGCCGCUGCGACUGGUGGAGCAUCGGUGUCAUCCUGUACGAAUGUCUGUACGGCCAUACUCCGUUCCUUACUGAUGAAGGGAGACAACAUACAAAGCAGAACAUUCUGAACCAUCGCUCGACUUUUGCAUUUCCUUCACGCCCGCUCGUGUCCGGCCGCUGCCAGCACCUCAUUGCUAGCCUCAUCCAAGAACCGGUAACUCGUCUGUGCAGCCAACGUUACCAGUACAAGGAUAUGCAGCAACAGUCGCAAUCCAUGAGCAGCAGCGGCAGUGGGGCCAACCAGGCCUUCACAGACCGUUUUGUGUUCCCAUACGAUGCCGAGGACAUCAAGGCCCACAAAUGGUUCAAAGGAGUCCCUUGGGAGAGGCUUCACGAACUCGACCCGCCCUUUGUCCCGUUGCUUCGAUCGACCGAUGACACACAGUACUUUGACGACGAGGAGCCCAUAACAGACCUGUCCGACAGUGACGAUGAAGACGAAGAUGAGACAAUGCCCCAGCUAGAGAAGUCAGCACUUGUUGUUGACGGAAACGCAAUCAACGGCCUGGAUGGAGCGGCUGCUAGCAGACCUGCCGUCAGGCAGAAGGUGCAUGAGGCCGUGCCAGACCCGGGCUCAUCGGCUGCCACGACUGUCAAUCAUGUCCAUCUGCCAAUGACUCCAAACUUUACUCCGCCUUCCCCAGCGCGGGAAGAGGCCCAGUCAUCUGCAACGCCGAAGGCUCCUGCCACACCAGUCUUUGCGGCGGCUGAAACCGCCGCCGCUGCCACCACAGUGACCAACGCAUCCAGCAAGCGUGCGGAACGCGAGGCUCUCCUCGUCAAGACGCUGCAGCCUUUUGACUGCGGCAUCCAGGCAGCAGUGCGUUCCUGGCUGAACAUCCCUUAUGACAGUCUGCGCCUCCGCAACUUCGAGAUCCAGGUCGACGCUGAGCCCGGACUGCGGGCAACAGAGCGCGAUACACUAAAGGCACUGGUGCGCAUAUACGGGAAGAAGGAGAAGAAGCGCCCGCGCGAUCGUCUGUUGCGCGACCCUGCCACAAAGCGGCUCGCCAUGGAACUGAGGAAGAAGACGGCCUUUAUAGGGUACGACUGGAAGCGGAUACAGGCCCAUACACAGGCACAGACACAGACGUUGACGACGACCUCGUCGGUGCGUCGCAGCCCCGCAAGCACGGGCAUGGGCAUGCCAAUUGAGCAGCUCGUAGGGAAAGCCACAGGGAAUGGAUCGAACCUGGCGAUAAGUGGAGGGCCAAAUGGUGGAGGAAGGCUGGAGCCCCCGCCCGGGUUCGAGCAUCUUGGUCCAUUAAGAGCAUUUCAUCCGGGGAGGAUGAGCAUAGACUAA
This is a messenger RNA of Diaporthe citri, 2637 nucleotides long. RefSeq lists its product as uncharacterized. Lineage: Eukaryota; Fungi; Ascomycota; Sordariomycetes; Diaporthales; Diaporthaceae. The record is from RefSeq and is a predicted model, not a curated record. Gene Ontology annotation, biological process: peptidyl-serine phosphorylation; intracellular signal transduction. The transcript is spliced from 3 exons. Gene Ontology annotation, molecular function: protein serine/threonine kinase activity; ATP binding. Bases 1 to 2637 code for a protein of 878 amino acids.